CUGCCAAAAACUGACAAAACAUCUGUUUGGUUUUGAUCAAUAUUUCUAUUGUGAUCACGCUCACGUGACAUCAUCAAGUUAUUAUCUGCAUGCAUCAGUUUAAACUUCUAUGCUUUUCCAACGCUAUCUCACGACCAAUUUGUAAAAACUGGUCUAGGUUUAGGGGCGAUGUCAGAGGAUGCUUAAUCCACGGGCAGCGCAGAGCCAGUUUACCCAUGAAGUGAGAGAGCCAGGGCUGUGGGUCUGGAGGGUAGAGAAGAUGAAGGCUGUUCUCCUUGACCCAUCGCAGAGAGGAAUCUUCUACAACGGAGACGCGUACAUUGUGCUCAGCAACCGUGGAAAGGAUGGAAGCGACCUGCACAUGUGGAUGGGUGAGAAGUCAUCCCGGGAUGAACAGGGUGCUUGUGCCAUGCUUGCCACUCAACUGGACUGCUUCUUUGGAGGAGAGCCAGUACAACAUCGACAGGUGCAAGGCUAUGAGUCACCUGAGUUCAUGGGACUCUUCCCGAAAGGAAUCAGCUACAAGGAGGGUGGGGUGGAGUCUGGGUUCAAGAGUGCCAGGUCUAGGAUUGGCCCUGUUAAACAUCUGUACCAAGUCAAAGGAAAGAAAAACAUCCGUGCAAGAGAGGUGGAGCUUAGCUGGGGGAGCUUCAACAAGGGAGACUGUUUCAUAUUGGACUUGGGAGAGACUAUAGUCGCAUGGAGUGGUUCCAAAGCCAACAUGUUUGAGCGACAGAAGGUGCGUGAGAUAGCAAUGCUGAUCAGAGACACGGAGAGGAAUGGCAAAGCUCACAUCGUUGAUGUGACAGAGGGAGAGGAAACGCUGGAGAUGGUUCAGGCUCUUGGUCCAAUCCCAGCUCUGAAGGACAGCUCAACAGAGGAAGAUGCUGAAGCAGACCUCUCUAAUUCUGCUUGCCUUUACAAGGUGUCUAGCGCAACAGGCCAAAUGACCUUGACAAAACUGUGUGACAAAGGACCUUUCACCCAAGAGCUGCUGGAGAAAGAUGACUGCUUCAUAUUGGACAAUGGCUCUAAUGGGAAGAUCUACAUUUGGAAAGGGAAUGGAGCCCGUUUAGAUGAGAAGAGAGUUGCCAUGAAGGUGGCAGAUGAGUUUAUUACAGAAAUGAACUAUCCCAGGAUGAGAACGCAGGUGGAAAUUCUCCCUCAGGGUCGUGAAUCUGUCCUCUUCAAACAGUUCUUCAAGAGCUGGAGUUAAACACACCAACAUAUCGGAUGUAUGUAGAAACGGAUCCUCAUUUUGUAUUAUCACACGUCAGUGGUGUAGCCUGCCUGUUAAAACCCUUUGCUAUUAGCCAAACGAUUGCUUGUUUGAUCCCAGGUUUUGUGAAGGCUUGGACAGUUGUAAUAAUUAUUCAGGAACUGCCUAUUUAAGUAAAAUUAAAAUCAUAAAUAAAACAAACGGUGAACUGUUGAUUAGUUUUUUAUCACAUGCAGAUCAUUUGCUUUAAUAUAAAAUGUAUACAACCCAAAUGUUUGUCAUUUUAAGGAGUCCAAAUAAGUAAUAACAUGAUGUCUGUUAUUUUUGUUAUGUUGAGCGUCAAAUUGGCCCAAUAUUAAAUACAUGCACAAACAGACACCACAAACAGUACCAAUGCUUAUGUAACCAUGUGACACUACAUGGCCUUUCGGUGUGAUCAUCCUUUAUCUUGAGCAAUAACACUUUCACAAUCAAAAGCUAAAUGACAUUCUUCUUAAUGAAUUGAUAAACAGAUUUAAAAACAGGUCUAAAGCGCAUUACUCUUAACGAAUCAAUGAACACAUUAAACUAUCUUUACUAUUUUUUGACUGUUAUGCAUGCUCUUAAUGUCUUACAAAGCAUUUAAUCUUACAGGCGAAUGCUUCAAAUGAUUUUAAUAUAUCUAUUUUAGGACUGGCUGAUCAGAGUAACAAACAUUUUCCUUUGUAAAUCUGCAGUAAGAUAAUAAAAGACAUAUUGAGUCAUUUGAGAACUUCCACUUGUGGUUUCAUGUGAACAACGUGUAGUUAUCUUGAAAUGACGACCAUCGGGGUGUGGUGAGAAAAAUGAGCAAGACAUACAGUAUUUCAUUAUGUCUGUUUCUGUGCCAGUUGUUGUUUAAUAUGAAACUGCAUAUUAAGCAUAUGAGUAUAAUAUGAGUUUUCUCCAUUAUUUCAAAUGAAACUGCAACUUAAACAACUGAAAUUGCUAAAAUCACAGAAAGUUUAAAUCUUCUGACAGUAAUGCUGAGUUUAUUCAUUUCAGUUUUAGUUUAAAAGUAUUAAAACUUGCUGUCUUUACUUCUCAGUCAGUUUGUUCAAUUUUAAAGGUACAAUAUGUAAGAACU
This is a messenger RNA of Pimephales promelas (fathead minnow), 2324 nucleotides long. The record is from RefSeq and is a predicted model, not a curated record. NCBI's taxonomy places the organism in Eukaryota, Metazoa, Chordata, Actinopteri, Cypriniformes, Leuciscidae.